Ceraceosorus guamensis is the source of this 2162-nucleotide messenger RNA. RefSeq names its product MFS general substrate transporter. Gene Ontology annotation, molecular function: transmembrane transporter activity. NCBI's taxonomy places the organism in Eukaryota, Fungi, Basidiomycota, Exobasidiomycetes, Ceraceosorales, Ceraceosoraceae. Gene Ontology annotation, biological process: transmembrane transport. The record is from RefSeq and is a predicted model, not a curated record. The transcript has 8 exons. Gene Ontology annotation, cellular component: membrane. The coding region runs from base 205 to 2040 and encodes 611 amino acids.
UGGCCAUUUGUGUCUGGAUGUUCCGCGGCUGCUUCCUGCUUGCCAAUCUGAAUGUAACAGUAGUCUAAGUGGUAUAGCGAGCAGUCUAGUCACAUCUCGCAUACUCCAUACCCUUCACAUCCUCGCUCACACGCUCACGCUCACGCGCUCCAUUCCUCGCCCUCCUCGCCCAUUCCUCCUUUCUCCGCGCUACGCCACGCAAUCAUGCGCGCCACGCUCUUGUCCUCUCACCCCAGGCUGCGAGCAAUGCUCUGCGUCAUCGCAGCGACGGGAAGCACUGUGCUAUCGACCAUGCUCAACGGAGCGCUGACCAUCGCUUUGCCUUCCAUCGCCAAGGAUGUGGGCUUAUCGGUUCAGGAAGCUCAAUGGCCGCUCACCAGCUUGUCCCUCGUCAAUGGUGCCCUGCUGCUCGUCUUCGGUGGUUUGGCCGACACCUUUGGCAGGAGGCCCUCCUUCCUCAUCGGCGUUGCUUGGCAGAUGAUCGUCUCUCUCCUAACGAUCUUUGUCACCAGCGGACAGCAGCUGAUCGUGGCUAGUGCUGCAAUGGGUGUCGGCGUGGCUCUCAUCUCUCCGGCUUGCGUUGGAAUGCUUGGAGCCAGUAUUCCAGAGGGUAACUUUAAGAACAACGCGUUCGCUGCCUUGGGAGGAGGCCAGCCGGUGGGCUACGUCAUUGGGCUGCUGUUGGGCGGCGUGUUUGCGACCAAGUGGCGCGCCAUCUACUACUUCAUCAUCGGCUUCAGUGCCCUCUUCUUCGCCUUGGCCAUCGCUGUGCUGCCAGCGGACGACGAGAUGCUCAUCACAGGCAGAACCGUGCCGCUUGAGGGCCAUACCGAUGGGACGCUGCGAGGGCAGAGCGAUGCCAACAGCACAGACAAUCUGACAGGUGGUACAAGACCCACAUGGCGUCAAUCGCUGGCCACCUUUGACUACAUGGGUGCAAUCUUGGUCACCAGUGGUCUGAUUCUGCUCACCUUCAGUCUGGCAGACGCUGAACUGGCUCCCAGGGCAUGGGCCACGCCGUACAUUCCUUCGCUGCUCUCCAUCUCCGUCGUCAUCCUUUGCUCUUUUGUGGCCUGGGAACGCAGACUGGAGCGCUUGUACUUGGCGCUUGCAGCUUCCGAUCCGUCAUCCAAUAGCCCUUGCCGCAGACCCAUCUUGCCCCCUUCGGUUCUGCUUGCGCCGAAAUUUGGGCCCAUGCUGCUCUACAUCUUCGGCGCUUGGAUGACUUUUAACUGCCUCUCCUUUUUCAGCACGCUAUUCCUUCAAGAAAUACAACUCACAGCACCGCUAGAGACAUCUGUGCGAUUCCUGCCACUCGUGCUCGUUGGUCUGAUCCUCAACGUGGCUGCUGGAUGGCUCGUCAGCAGAGUGUCCACCUUCAUUCUCAUCAUCUGUGGCGAUCUCAUGGUCAUGGCUGCCGCUUUGAUAUUCAGUCUCAUGUCCCCUCAAUGGAGCUACUGGAGGGGCAUGUUUUGGGUCAUGGUACUGCAAGUUGGACCUGAUCUCGCUUUUCCCAGCGCACAACUCUUGGCUGUGCAAAGCGUCGGGCCACGUCAAGCUUCCAUUGCUGGCUCCGUGUUCAAUACGACAACUCGGCUAGCGACAUCCUUUGGCCUUGCCAUCACUAGUUCCAUCGCUGCUGGCGUUACACGUCGUGCAAGCUCGACAAAGUCUCCAGAGGCAGCACUAUUGGAAGGAUACCGAGCUGCUGGCUGGGCCUGCUUUGCCGCAUCAGCCUACGCUCUCGUAGUAGCUGUCAUAUGGCUUCGCAAAGUGGGCAUCGUCGGCGUGCGAGACCCUCCGCGCGCUUCAGAGGAUAAGAAACGCGAGCAAGGAGAAGCUUCAGAGCACCCCUCCGAGUCUCGUCAGACACGGGCACGUCCUCCAACCGAUGCCACGGAGCGUCGAGGAGAUGCAACGUCGAAGGUCAGCGCAGCAUCGACUCCUUGGCGAAGCUCUUCACCUACCGGCUCGGACGAAGCCGUUGAAAUGCAGGUUCUCGGUCAGACCAGCAGGCCAUCUCGUAGCGCCGAGGUGUGAUGUAGCAACGGGUGCCUGACAUUGUUCAUGUCUUGUCCGCAUUUCCAUCACGAAUAGAUCAUCAUCAUCAUCAUCAUCAUCAUCAUCAUCAUCAUCAUCAUCAUCAUCAUCAUCAUCAUCAA